UCUUGCUACAAAGUUAGUUAUAUAUGUUCAUCUUCUCUGCAAUUUCCUUUAAGUUAUAAUAGCCAUGUUUGGUCUAAAUCUCAGACACAGCCUUUUCUUCUUCGUGUCUUGUGUCCUUGGUAUUGUUUCAGCUCAUCAGUUGUCUUCAAAUUUUUAUGCCACAUCAUGUCCCUUAGCCCUUACCACCAUUAAAAGAGCAGUAACCGCUGCUGUGGCUAAAGAGGCUCGCAUGGGAGCGUCCCUUCUUCGUCUUCACUUCCAUGAUUGCUUCGUUCAAGGAUGUGAUGCGUCUAUCCUUUUAGAUGAUACUUCAAGUUUCAGAGGCGAGAAGACCGCAAUGCCAAACGUUAACUCUGUCAGAGGUUUCGGGGUCAUCGACAACAUUAAAUCGAAGGUCGAGACUUUGUGCCCCGGCGUUGUCUCCUGUGCUGAUAUCGUGGCUGUUGCUGCUAGAGACUCUGUUGUUGCUCUUGGUGGGCCCAGUUGGACGGUACUGUUGGGAAGAAGAGAUUCAACUACAGCAAGUUUUAGUUCUGCUAACUCUGACUUGCCGGCUCCGACUUUGGAUCUUAAUGCUCUAAUCACUGCUUUCUCUAACAAAGGUUUCACUGCUAAAGAAAUGGUUGCACUCUCAGGAUCUCACACAAUAGGGAAAGCACAGUGUUUAAAUUUUAGGGCGAGGAUUUACAACGAGACCAACAUUGAUUCCUCCUUCGCAAAGGCGUUACAAGGACACUGUCCGAGAGCAGGUGGUAACACCAACUUGGCUAAUCUUGACGCAACCACUCCCAACUCGUUCGACAACGCUUACUUCAAGAACCUGUUGUGCAAGAAGGGCUUGAUGCACUCCGACCAACAGCUCUUCAAUGGAGGAUCCACAGAUUCUCAAGUCACUGUUUAUAGUAAUAACCUUGGGCCUUUCAGAGCUGACUUUGCCAAUGCUAUGAUCAAGAUGGGAAACCUCAGCCCUCUCACAGGAUCCAAUGGUCAGAUUAGGACCAAUUGUCGAAAAGUCAAUUAAUUCGGGCUGAGUUCAUAUUGAUGGCUACGUUUAGGGAAUAAAAGUAAUGACGAAGUGGAAAGCCAUUAAUUAGAUUUGAUCAAGUUUAGUAUUUUCAGAAGGUGUAAUUGGUUUUAGCUCUAUAUAUAUCGUGGUGCGUAAGUGUUGUGUACGUAUUAUUUUUACAGUGCUAAAAGCCUAAAAGUUGAAUCCA
Prosopis cineraria is the source of this 1214-nucleotide messenger RNA. RefSeq names its product cationic peroxidase 1-like. Lineage: Eukaryota; Viridiplantae; Streptophyta; Magnoliopsida; Fabales; Fabaceae. The record is from RefSeq and is a predicted model, not a curated record. The transcript has 4 exons. Gene Ontology annotation, biological process: response to oxidative stress; hydrogen peroxide catabolic process. The coding region runs from base 65 to 1021 and encodes 318 amino acids. Gene Ontology annotation, molecular function: peroxidase activity; heme binding.